This is a messenger RNA of Octopus bimaculoides (California two-spot octopus), 6176 nucleotides long. RefSeq names its product collagen alpha-1(XII) chain. Gene Ontology annotation, molecular function: protein binding. The record is from RefSeq and is a predicted model, not a curated record. Lineage: Eukaryota; Metazoa; Mollusca; Cephalopoda; Octopoda; Octopodidae.
CUUAUAAAAGUCAGGGCUUGAUAGAUUCCUUAUGUCAAAAAUGACAAAGAUGUAUUCCCUCUACUGGUUGGUUUUGCUGCUCUGUGGUGGCAGCUUAGCAGCUAAACCAGAUAAUAUGGAUUGUAAAGACAAUCCUCUCGAUAUACUUUUCUUGGUGGAUUCAUCCGGAAGUGUCGGUGCUGCCAAUUUCAAGACAGUUCUUAAAUUUGUGACCAGUUUUGUAGAUAGCUUUGAUAUUGGUCCUAAAAAAGUUCAAGUUGCUGUAACAACGUUUGAUCACAGGGUGCUACCAAAAAUCAAACUUAACCAAAUAUACAACAAACAAGCUCUUAAAACCGCUAUUAAUGGUAUCCCACAUAGUGGCGGUAUGACUUCAACUGAUAGAGCCUUGGCGUUUGCCAGAGUUCAAGCUUUCACUCCACAAAACGGUGGACGUACAAAUGUCACGCAGGUUGUUGUUGUUGUUACAGACGGAAGAUCAGGUAACAAGGCAUGGACAAAACGUGAGGCGGACCUGAUACAUCAAACAAACAUACAAGUAUUUUCAAUUGGAAUUGGCAGUGGUGUUGACCAGACCGAACUGAAAGCUAUAGCUUCUGCACCAGAUAUGGUUUCAACCGUCGGAAACUUCAACGAGCUAAAGAAAAUCCAAGACAAGUUGCAUACACAAACUUGCACAGCUAAACGUCAAUAUGAUAACUGGGGUGCUUGGUCUCCCUGUACAGUUUCUUGCGGAACAGGUGUUUCAAAACGUACCCGAAAAUGUCUUCUCGCGAAGUGUUACGCCAAUACAGGAGAAAACAAAACGUGUAACACACAGCCCUGUCCAACCAUGCCCCCAACAACAACGCCGCCAGUUAUCCAAGACUGUAAAGACAAUCCUCUUGAUAUACUUUUCUUGGUGGAUUCAUCCGGAAGUGUCGGUGCAGCCAAUUUCAAGACAACUCUUCGAUUUGUGAGCAGUUUCGUAGAUAGCUUUGAAAUUGGUCCUAAACGAGUUCAAGUUGGAGUUACGACGUUUGAUAACGUUGUGAUGCCAAAAAUUAAACUUAACCAAAUAUAUAACAAACAAGCUCUUAAAAAUGCAAUUAAUAAUAUCCGUUAUCAUGGCGGAGGAACUUCAACUGACAAAGUUUUGGCGUUUGCCAGAACUUCAGGUUUCUCUCCACAAAACGGUGGGCGUAAAAAUGUCACGCAGGUUGUUGUUGUGCUAACAGACGGACAAUCAAGUAAUAGAGCAUUUACAAAACGUGAGGCGAACCUUAUCCACGGAACAAACAUACAAGUAUUUGCCAUUGGGAUUGGUAAAGGCAUUAAUCGUAACGAACUGAAUUCUAUCGCCUCUACCCCUGAUAUGGUUUCAACUGUAGGAAACUUCAACGAAUUAAAGAAAAUCCAAGACAAGCUUCAUACACAAACAUGUACAGCUAAACGCCAGUUUGGGGAUUGGACCCCUUGGAGUCCAUGUUCAGCUUCGUGCAACACUGGGUUUACCAACCGCACCCGAACAUGUCUUCUCAAAAAAUGUUAUGGAAAUACUACCGAAACAAAAGCCUGCAAUCAACAAGCCUGCCCAACCGCACCACCAACAACUCCAGCACCAAAAUGCAACUACUCUGUAGCAGAUGUUGUGUUUGCACUCGAUGGAUCAAGUAGUGUCGGGGCUGUUAACUUCCAACGAAUGCUAAGAUUUGUCGAUGCCAUCACGAAAAGUUUCGAAGUCGGUAAAGACUCCGUUCAUGUGGGUCUUGUAACAUUUGCAGAUCACGCAAAGCUGCGCUUUCAUAUGAACAAAUAUUACAAUAUGUCAAAAAUAUUGGAGGAAAUCAGAAAAAUACCAUACAAAGGCGGUUCAACAAAUACUGGUGAAGCGAUUCAUUACAUACGUACAACUAGUUUUCUCCCUCAAAACGGUGCCCGUUCCAACGUACCUAAAAUCGCAAUUGUCAUUACUGAUGGACGUUCAAACGUUCCUGUUACGACAGCUCAAGAAGCUGCUGCUCUCAAGAAAGACGGCGUUAUCGUAUUCUCUAUUGGAAUCGGUAACAAAGUUUAUCCGACAGAACUGGAGCAGAUUGCAUCAGCAACAGCUAAAGAGCACGUAUUUUUGGUCAAUAACUUUGAGGCUUUGAACAACAUAAAGAAGGCUGUGGCAUUCCGAGCUUGUGAAGCACAGAAAAAUACUACAGAGUCACCUGUAGUUAUCGAGAAAUGUCCAGCGCAAGCUGAUAUUGUAUUUGUCCUGGAUUCCUCUGCCAGCAUCGGUAAAAGUAAUUUCCAGAAAGUUCUAAAUUUUGUGACAACCAUCAGUAAUACCUUUGCCAUCGGCCCUGAUCAAGUACAAAUAGGUAUUGAUUCGUUCGACAGUGCCAGUAGGACUGAAUUUGCAUUGGAUAGUUAUAAUGAUUCUUCUUCUCUACUUGCUGCCAUCAAUAAAAUCCGGUAUCACGGCGGUAGCACUCAUGCCGGUGAGGGAUUGGAAAGGCUGUUCUCACAAAGUAUGACAUUUAGUAAUGGACUUCGACCAAACGUUACACGCAUUGCUAUAUUGAUUACAGACGGUCAGUCGAAUGGACCGAUCAACGUUCAGAGUGAAGCACAGAAGAUAAAGAACAACGGCAUUUUAUUAUUUACCAUUGGCAUUGGAGAUAUAAAUACAAACCUACUGAAGCAUAUUUCCAGCUCACCAAAAAGUGAUUUCGAAUUUAGAGUUGAAGACUUUGCUGUCCUACACUCUAUUGCCUCAAGAUUAUCGAAGUCUUCUUGUAACGUUGCUCCUCAUGAGAACGGAACUGCGUCAGAAUGUUACGCUACGGCUGAUAUUGUCUUUGUUAUGGAUUCCUCUGCAAGUGUCGGUUACAAAAACUUCCAUAAGAUGCUUGAUUUUGUUGAGAAACUCGUAGACAAAUUCGAAAUUGGUCCAAAACAUAUACAAAUCGGUGCUAUGAGUUACAACAGCCGUCCCCAUCUGGAAUUUCACCUGAACAAAUUUAAUAACAAAGGUGCCAUUAAGAAAGCCAUCUCAAAAAUACGCUACAAAGUUGGUAAUACCUACACAGAUCAGGCUAUUAACUUUAUGCAUUAUCACAUGUUCACCCAUGCCAACGGUGCUCGUACUAACGUACCAAAAAUUGGUGUUAUAAUAACCGACGGGGAAUCGACAUUGCCUGACGAUACCAAAUUAGAAGCUGCAGCUGCAAGAAAUAGCAAUAUCACAUUGAUUUCCAUUGGGAUCGGCUCUUCAAUUAGUCGCAAAGAAUUAAACGAAAUUGCAACAGAUCCGGAUAGUUCUCAUGUAUUCAACGCGAGAGAUUUUAACAAUUUGAUUCAUAUAGUGGACAUGGUCGCUAACAAAACAUGUGUUGCAAUACCAAAAGAUGUGAAGCCGAAAGAUUGUCAUGACGUCAUUCCGAACUGUAAAUACUUCGGAAUAGAAGCAUGCAACGCCUAUCCUGGUUGGUCUUCAGAUUAUUGUUCCAAAUACUGCGAUAUGUGUGAAUGCGUCUCCUGCGCUUUUGAAGUUCAGGAGCACAUUUCGACGCUUCAUACACAAUAUCAUAUAAGAGUGGGAGUUGAACGAAACAAGACAAUCGCGAAGGAAGUUGGACAUUGUGUAUACAAAGGAAAGCUUUAUGCUCAGAGCGAAACUUGGAUGGAUGGCUGCGAUUUAGAAUGUUCAUGCUUGGAUAGUCACACUGGUGUUUUUUCAUGUUGGAAUAAAUGUCCUAUUUACCACAACCUUCCACCAAUGUGCACUUUAGUCGACGUUGAAGGAGAGUGUUGCAAAAAACCAAUUUGCAACUUCAACGGUAAACAUACAAGAACUACUGGUCAUAACAAGGGUAAAAGCCUUGGUGUUGAUGUUUGUAUGUUUGAUGGCCAUCCAUAUUACCAGGGACAAACCUGGCAGUCUGGCUGUGAAUACAAUUGUAAAUGCGUUGAUUCCUCGUCUGGAUAUUGGACAUGUGAUUCAAGAUGUCCAACUUAUAUUGGAUUACCAGCAGAAUGUUCCCUCAUGAAAAGAGCAGGAAAAUGUUGUGGAGAAGUAAACUGCGCCUUCAAGACUCACUUUGGAAGGUUUAAGGGAGCGGGCAAGAGAGUUCCCAUCGAGUAUCCACCUACAACAGGUCCUUGCGUUGAUAAAGUUGACUGUACUACUCUCGGUUCUGGAAUCUGCACACAACCCGGGUUAAAAGCCUGGGCUGCAUUAAACUGCCCUAGAACAUGUGGCACUUGUUCGACUUCUAUGACGCCAUUGAAAGGUUCCUGUUUAGUGAACGGUAAGAUAAUUCCAGAAGGUCACACUUGGCAGGAUGGAUGCUCCACUUGUCUUUGUGAAAAUGUCGCGCUAGGAAUUGCAAGAUGCUACGAACAAUGUUCUAAAGUCACUGUCCUACCACCAAACUGCCGCAGAAUAAAGGACUCAAAUGGAUGCUGUGAAAAAAUAGCUUGCACUCAAGGAGUUCUAGCAGGAUCAAACAGAGGCAAUUCUACGGGUGGUAAUAAACUAAUCCACAAUUCAACACAUGGAUUGAUAUCCAAAGACAUUUCGGGAUGCCUCUACAAAGGAGAAUAUCAUCCAGAGAAAAGCGUCUGGAACGAUGGAUGCCAACUACAAUGUACCUGUCAAAAUGCUACAUCUGGGACGUAUGAAUGUCAUCAAAGGUGCCCCAUUUUUGAAGACCUCCCCAAUGAUUGUCGACUUGUUGAUUUCCCAGGCGAACCAUGCUGUGUUAUUCCAGAGUGCAAUUCCACUCAUACUAUUAUACCAAAAUAUGGUAAACCCAAAAAAGGAGUCGGAAAAGUUACAAGUGAUCCUAAAGGUGGCUGUGUUUAUACUAACGGCAAGAAAUACAAAAAAGGUGAAACCUGGUUAGAUGGUUGUGAUUAUUCUUGUGUUUGCACUAAUGAAGAGAGUGGUGCCUAUAUUUGCGAAAGGAGAUGUUCAUAUUUGGGAAGACCUCCACAAGGGUGCCGAAUUGUUCGUGACGAAGACGAUGAUUGCUGCAACACGCUUCAAUGCUUACCUUCAACUGCUAGCCCCGACCUUUCAACACCAGUGCAUGUCGCAGGGAAGUGCUUCUACAAAGGAACUGCAUAUGCUGAAGGAACCACGUGGCAUGAUGGCUGCAGCAAAUCAUGUGUUUGUGAAAAUGGAAAGUACGGCUAUUACCGAUGCCAAGAUAGAUGCGAAAGCUUUUCACACGUGCCAUCAAGCUGUACUAUGGAACCAGAUCCACUAGAUUCUCAGUGCUGCAAAUUUCCACGAUGCGGAGAUAAUACAACCAUACCAAAAGGAUUCCGAGGUUCAAAGAAUGGAUUUGGAAGAAGUAAUGUGCCCACAACUAUUUAUAAAGGUGUCUGCAUGUACAAUUCAAAGGUUUAUAAACAAGGAGAGACAUGGGAAGACGGCUGUGAUUAUACAUGUGAAUGUAUUGAUGCCAGUAAAAACCAAUUUCGAUGUAGUCCAAGGUGCGUGCGCUAUUAUGACAUCCCAUCAAACUGCAGAGAAGUGAACAGCACACAUGAUCAAUGCUGCAGCUCUCUUGAAUGUACACCACUUCAACCUCUAUGUAAUGACAAAAUUCCAACUUGUGUUAAGUAUGGGAAAAUCAUUUGCUCGGACUCUUCGUUUCAAGAUUGGAUAUUGGAAAAUUGUGCCAACUACUGCAACGUCUGCGGAGUUACAAGACCGAUCAUGCGAACUGAAACAACAACAGGUUAUUCAGUUGGUGUUUGUCGAGAUAAGACGGAUUGCUCUAAGUUCUCGUUUAACCCUUGUGACAAGAAUCUACGUAGCUGGACAGUGGACAAUUGUCCGCAACAUUGUAACCUUUGUGUACCUUUUACGGGAAGCACACCUGACCCAUAUCCAAACUGUCACGAUAAAGAUCCAAAUUGCGCCGGUUAUAAGAUAGAUGUAUGUCAUGGAUCGCUUUACAAAUGGGGGCUAUCACACUGCCAACGGUUCUGUCAUUAUUGCGACCGUAAGGCCCCUGCCGUGAUGUAUGAAGCAACUGCUGCACAUGGUUCUGAAUAAACCAAUGCAUCAUUAUACAAUUACCUGGCACUGAGAACAUUUUUUUCCUCUCUAUUGACACCUAUUAUAGCAUUUUCUUUUAUAUGUAUGUAUGUUUAAGAAGUGAAAAUAAAACAUUUAAUAUUCUAACAAUCAA